UCCCACAAUGCGUUGCGAACGCAACCGGAAAGGGAAGAAAACGUCAGCUGACUCGACUUGGUGUUUUGUUGAGUAGUUCUUGACAGUUUAAAGGCCUUUCGUUAGUGAUUAAAUAACACGUGCGUUAGUAAGUAGCUAUGUUACGACCAAAGGCGUUAACGCAGGUUCUCAGCCAAGCGAACACAAACGGAGUUCAAAGCACACUCCUACUGAAUAAUGAAGGUUCACUUCUGGCUUACUCCGGGUACGGGGACACUGACGCACGAGUGACAGCCGCUAUCGCGAGCAACAUCUGGGCGGCCUACGACAAGAACGGCCACCAGGCCUUUAACGAAGACAAACUCAAGUUCAUACUCAUGGAUUGUAUGGAGGGAAGAGUGGCCAUCACUCGUGUAGCCAACCUACUACUGUGUAUGUACGCCAAAGAGACGGUGGGCUUUGGAAUGCUGAAAGCCAAGGCAGAGGCCCUGGUGCAGUACCUGGAGGAGCCAUUAACCCAAGUGGCAGCGUCAUAGUGGAGAAGUGACUGAUGCUCAGCCUGAUGAAUCUGUCUGCCUGGAAACAAAGCAUCAUAUGAUUCAGGUCAUUGGACUACUGUAACAUUCUGUACAUGCAUUAAUAUAUGAGUGAGGGGGGGGCAGUGUAACUAUAAUCAUGGUAUUGAAACUAAUAACUUGUCUUGGUUUUUAACACGUUGUCUUCUCUUGUGACGCUCGUGUUCAUCAAGUGGUCUGUUAAGAAAGUCCACGUAAUUUGUCAAUGAGAAGUCUGAGUGUGCAGCUGCUGAGAUGUUUCCAUUAUUCAACUCUUCCCGCGGUUGAUUCAUUCAUUUGCAGUUUUAGUUCAGCCUCGCUGAUCCCAGUGAAGCAGAAAAUGUAACAUUUUGAAUCCUGUCAGAGGAGUAAAAUGUUUUGUGGAAAAUGUUCGUAAGAAUGUCUGACUGAUAAAAUGCAGUGAAGAUUAUUUGCUUCAUUUUGUUUCAAAGCUGUCAAAUAAACAAUUUUUGCAUUAA
Anarrhichthys ocellatus (wolf-eel) is the source of this 1012-nucleotide messenger RNA. RefSeq names its product late endosomal/lysosomal adaptor, MAPK and MTOR activator 2 (gene lamtor2). Gene Ontology annotation, biological process: positive regulation of TOR signaling. The coding region runs from base 138 to 515 and encodes 125 amino acids. The transcript is spliced from 4 exons. Lineage: Eukaryota; Metazoa; Chordata; Actinopteri; Perciformes; Anarhichadidae. Gene Ontology annotation, molecular function: guanyl-nucleotide exchange factor activity; molecular adaptor activity. The record is from RefSeq and is a predicted model, not a curated record.